Lathyrus oleraceus (garden pea) is the source of this 786-nucleotide messenger RNA. RefSeq lists its product as uncharacterized. Bases 1 to 786 code for a protein of 261 amino acids. Lineage: Eukaryota; Viridiplantae; Streptophyta; Magnoliopsida; Fabales; Fabaceae. The transcript has 2 exons. The record is from RefSeq and is a predicted model, not a curated record.
AUGCCUUGUUCUCCUAGCGCUGAACCAAACAACCCUAACAGAGAAGAUCCUGUUGCUGACUCUGCGAAUACCCCACAUGCAAGAAGACCUAAAGAAACUGUAUCAGGCUUCUCCUCAGCCAUCGCUCUUGAGGAACGAACCAAAGAAGGUUCCAGGUAUGUUCACAAUGCCAUUGCCACUAUGGCGAAUGGAAUACUGUCUGGAAAUCAUAAGGUCCUUGGGGUUUCCAUUCCCUUAAACACUAUUGAACCUGAUAGUGUUGCUUAUCAAGAAAAUACUGAGUCUUUAGGAAAGAAUAUCUCUGAUGAUGUUGAGCAAACUGAUGCUUAUAAGGAGUCAAAUGUUGACAAACCCUUAGAUAAUGUGGCUGGUGAGGAAGUUCAUGUCACUCAUGAUGUCAGUGACAACCCUAACUGUGAGGAUGAAACAGUAGACGUGGAGGAAUUUUCUGAUAAUGAGUUGUUGUCCUCAGUCCUCCCUAGCAUAGCCAAAAGGGUUAGGACUAGGAGAGAAAAGAAAACUGUGGCUCAAAGGUCCCCCGGAAAGAAGAUUGAUGUUCCAACCUCUUCCAAGACAAAGGUGGCAGUUGAGAGUUCCCUCAAGAGGAAAGAUGUUCCGUGUAAUGUCUCUGACACUCUGUCAAAGAAGAAGCCAACCACUAGCAAGCUUGCAGCUAGUGUCCCUGAAGUACCAAAUGACAACAUAUCUUUUCAUUUUGCUUCAAGUGUAAAUAGGUGGAAAUAUGUUUAUCAGAAGAGGCUGGCUUUGGAAAGGGAAUUAGCUUAG